Phyllotreta striolata is the source of this 2330-nucleotide messenger RNA. Lineage: Eukaryota; Metazoa; Arthropoda; Insecta; Coleoptera; Chrysomelidae. The record is from the annotation of a GenBank genome assembly.
GAACGCGCGUGUUUCGUGCUCGCCCCCCCCGGUCAUGGACGAAGAGCUCUGCUGCCCGGCGUGCAAGCAAUUCUUCACCAACCCGGUGCUGCUGCCCUGCCAGCACUCGCUCUGCCUGCUGUGCGCCGUCCACCUGCAGCAACCGGUGGCCGGCGGCGCCGCCGCCGCCGCCGGCCAGGCGUCCAGCGUCGCCUCCGGCUCCUGCUCGAGCUCCGGCGGCGACUACCAGGAGAGCGACAAGCUGUCGAUCCUCAGCGAGGCCGACAGCGGCGUGAUAUGCCCGUCGUCGCGGCCCGGCAGCUACGUCGAAGCGUCGACGGGCGUCGCGACGUGGACGGUGGCGUGCCCGGUGUGCCGCAAGGCGGCCUAUUUGGACGAGAAUGGGGCGCACGGUUUGCCCAAGUACCGGAUCAUGCACAACAUCGUCGAGAAGUACAGCGAGCUGAGGAACGUGACGUUCAAAUGUCAAAUGUGCGAAUCGGAGCCGGCUAACGAGGCUACCGUGAUGUGCGAACAGUGCGAGGUGAGGUAUUGCGCCGAGUGCAGGGACACUUGCCACCCGUUGAGGGGCCCUUUGGCCAAACAUGUCUUGAGCGAUCCGAAGAGGAGCGUGGCAGGCGCGAAUAGAACGAGGACGGGAACGUGUGCGGAACACGCCGAUGAGACGUUGAACAUGUUUUGUUCGGUUUGUAAAAUGUGCGUUUGUGCCGUUUGUUUGUUGGACACUAAACACAUGUCGCACGAUGUACAACCCGCCACUGUCGUUUGCAAAACUCAAAAGACCGAUUUAUCGCACAAUUUACAACAACUCUCCGAACGGGCGAGAACCACGACUGAAUUCAUACAACAAUUAAAAGGCCUCAACGAAGAAAUAGAGCGGAACUGUGAUGACUUCGAAGCGACCAUAUCGAGCCGGUGCGAGGCGCUCGUGGAGGCGGUGCGGCAGCGGCGCAACACCCUCAUCGAGUUCAUCAGACAGGAGAAGGAGAUGCGGAAGGGCGUGCUGAAGGAGCAGGUCGCCACGUGCACGCAACGAUUGCAACAGACCACGGCGCUGCUGCAGUUCUGCAUCGAGGCCCUCAAAGAGACCGACAGCUCCUCGUUCAUACAGAUAGGAACAAUGCUGAUAAACAGGGUGGUGGAUACGGAUCAAGCGUGGCAAAAGGAAUGGUCGAUUCCUCAGGUUUCGCCCCAAUUCGAGCUCACAUUAGACGAUGCACCCGUAAAUUCUGCCAUAAAACAACUAAAUUUCAUACAAACUAAACCUCCAGUGGCUCCUAUCAUAAUCCCGGAAGAAUGUAAUGCUGAAAAUAAUUCUGUUACAGUAGCUUGGCAACCACCAAGUAUCAGUCAUGUCGAAGGAUAUGUGCUGGAAUUGGACGAUGGGAACGGCGGGGAUUUCAGGGAGGUCUACUGCGGCAACGAGACCAUUUGCACCGUGGACGGUUUGCACUUCCGCAGCCUAUACAACGCCCGAGUGAAGGCCUUCAACAGCUCAGGCGAAGGGGAAUACAGCGAACUAAUAGGCCUCCAAACAGCCGACGUAGCUUGGUUCACCUUCGAUCCCGUCCUCUCCGGCCCCGGGCUGCAGUACACCGAGAACAACACCCGCGUGACGGGCGAGGGCUGGGAGCACCGCGUCGCCCUGGGCAGCCUGGGCUUCAGCCGGGGCCUCCACUACUGGGAGUUCACCGUCGAGAAGUACGACACCGACACCGAUCCCUCGUUCGGCGUCGCCCGCAUCGACGUCGCCAGAGACAAGAUGCUCGGCAAAGACGACAAGGGCUGGGCGAUGUACAUCGACAACCAGCGAUCGUGGUUCCAGCACGGCGGGGCCCACGAGCAGCGCAUCGAGGGCGGCAUCGGCAUCGGCUCGACGGUGGGCGUGCUGCUCGACCUGGAGCACCACACGCUGGCGUUCUACGUGAACGAGGAGCCGCAGGGGAACGUGGCGUUCAGGGACCUGUACGGGGUCUUCUAUCCGGCCGUCAGCAUCAACAGGGGAGUCAGCGUGACUGUACACACUUCGCUGGAUCCGCCAUCGGACUUGGACGAAACACAAUAAGACUGAAUUAGACACACACCAACACCAACAGGGCGGUUGGGGGUUUUUUUUUCGUAACGAUUUUUUCCAUUAGUUGUUGUAAGAUUGAGGUGGAAUGGAGGAAGUUUGUUGGAGACUCGGCCGCGCCUUCGAGCGUUGUAUUUGUACAUUUCGAUUUUUUCCUAACUACAUGGUUCUACAUGUUGACUUAUACACUUUUUUGAUAGUUUGAGAGAUUUGUUAUAUUAAAUUAUAUCUUAUAUUUAACGAUUAAACUUAUUUAUCA